AAUAAAAAACAAAAAUGAACUAAGAAACAACAACAAAAGCAAGAAUCGUUGAAGUCCUCGGAAAAACCGGAUCUAGAGGUGGUAUAACAUAAGUUAAAGUUGAAUUAAUUACUGGAGGUGAAAAAGGACGUAGAUUAGUCAGAAACGUCAAGGGACCAACCAAAAUUGGUGAUGUUCUUGAAUUAAUGGAAUGUGAAAGAGAAGCCAGAAGACUUAGAUGAAUAAAAUAAAUAUUUUUUUAAAAAAAAUUAAAGCAAAAAAAUCAAUAUAUUUAUUUAUUUAUAUUUUAUAAUAUUUUUUUGCAUGAAAAAUAUUGUUUAUUUAAACUAAAUAAAUAUAAUUUAUCAUAUUUA
Messenger RNA from Ichthyophthirius multifiliis, 353 nucleotides. Its product is annotated as ribosomal protein, putative. The record is from RefSeq and is a predicted model, not a curated record. Gene Ontology annotation, molecular function: structural constituent of ribosome. Gene Ontology annotation, biological process: translation; ribosomal small subunit assembly; maturation of SSU-rRNA. The transcript is spliced from 2 exons. Gene Ontology annotation, cellular component: ribosome; cytosolic small ribosomal subunit. NCBI's taxonomy places the organism in Eukaryota, Ciliophora, Oligohymenophorea, Hymenostomatida.